Trematomus bernacchii (emerald rockcod) is the source of this 558-nucleotide messenger RNA. Its product is annotated as troponin I, slow skeletal muscle-like. Gene Ontology annotation, biological process: muscle contraction. The record is from RefSeq and is a predicted model, not a curated record. Gene Ontology annotation, cellular component: troponin complex. NCBI's taxonomy places the organism in Eukaryota, Metazoa, Chordata, Actinopteri, Perciformes, Nototheniidae. The coding region runs from base 1 to 558 and encodes 185 amino acids. The transcript has 6 exons.
AUGUUGCAGAAAAAAUCAAAGAUCUCUGCAUCUCACAGACUGGCUCUCAAGACCAAGCUGCUGAAAAUGGCAGCUGAGAUGUUGGAGAAGAAGAAGGAGGAAAAGAAGCAGGCGAGGGAAGCCACUCUGGCUGAGAGAGUCCCUCCACUCCAGCUGUCGGGUUUGUCCGUCCAGGACCUUCUGGCUCUGUGCAAAGAUCUGCACCAAGAGAUUGACGUGGUAGAUGAAGAGAGUUAUGACGUUGAUGCCAAAGUGGUCAAAAAUACUAAGGAGGUUGAACAUCUUUCCAUGAACAUUAUUGAGCUGAAGGGUGACAUGAAGCGACCUGCUCUCAAGAGGGUGAAGGUCUCAGCUGACGCCAUGCUGGGCGCUCUGCUGGGAGCUCUGCUUGGAGCUCUGCUGGGCGCUAAGGUCAAAGAGUCCGUGGACUUUAAGGCCAACCUGAAGACCGUGAAGAAAGAGGAGGAGAAGGAGGUCACUGACUGGCGUAAGAACGUGGAGGCCAUGUCUGGUAUGGAGGGCAGGAAGAAGCUGUUUGACGCUGGACAGUAUAUUUAG